Papaver somniferum (opium poppy) is the source of this 2859-nucleotide messenger RNA. RefSeq names its product serine/threonine-protein kinase D6PK-like. Gene Ontology annotation, molecular function: protein serine/threonine kinase activity; ATP binding. Bases 630 to 2630 code for a protein of 666 amino acids. Gene Ontology annotation, cellular component: plasma membrane; cytoplasm; nucleus. Lineage: Eukaryota; Viridiplantae; Streptophyta; Magnoliopsida; Ranunculales; Papaveraceae. Gene Ontology annotation, biological process: protein phosphorylation. The record is from RefSeq and is a predicted model, not a curated record. The transcript has 4 exons.
CAUUCCGAUGUGUUGGCCAUAGAGUCCCCUCUUAAGCUUGCAAAGUACAAGAAACACGGAAACAAAGAAAGAAAGAAAAAGAAAAACAGGAAAAAAUCAGGACAUCAUUUAUAUAUUUUUAGAGAAAGAAAGAGAGAGAAUUGAUCAACCUCUCUACUCUCUACUGAAAGAAUCAGAGGUUUUUAGAGAAAGAAAGAAAUAAAGACAGGUUACUUUAACUAAUAACUGAACUCUUUAUCUCUCUCUCUCUCUCUCUCUGUGUAAGACUCAAAUUACGACGACGAUUGAAUUUACACAAGGGGGAAAAGCUCUCAUUACUUUGGUUCGACCGGAUCUGAUCGAAACUUUUCGUUUAUUUCUUGAUUGAUUGAAUUGAGUAUUGAAGAAUCUGAUUGGUAGAAUGAAAGGUUAUCAAAUUUUCUUACAUUUAUGAUUCUUUUUAAAUCAGUCUUUGUGUAAUUGAUAAGCACAGCUCUUUGUGCUCAAUCGGAUUAUUGAUGUAGCUGUGGUUUGAUAUCAAAUUGUUCACGAGAAUUAUUAAUUGGUGGAGUAAUAGUUAGUGAUCUGAUUCUAGGGCAAAAACUAGGGAUUUCAGAAAGUUCGAUAGGAUAAUUCAGUUGCUGACCAAAAUGGAGCUGGGGAAAAAUGCGCCUGAAUCCUCAAAGCGGUGCUCAUUCAGUGAUGCAGUGUCCUGUGCUUCUUAUGCAACUGCUGUAGAUUAUGGGACGGAAACGGUUGGCUAUCAAAUGACUACUGUGGCUCAUCUGAAGCAGUCCCAUAAAAUGAUGGCUCGGGACCAUUUGCAAAAGAAAGAACCCCCUACUUCAUCGAAUAAACACUUUAAAUCAGAUAAUACGAAACUGCUAGUAGCAGAAUCGAGCAGUCACCUUGACAAGCAGGAGCUAGAUCUACCGGAAGCAGCUUCGGAGGGUCUUUCGUCAGGCUUGCCUGUUCAGGAAACGACCAGAAGUGGCAUCAGUAAACAUCUGUUUGAUGAUUUGGAGUCCUGUAGUUCAAACUACUUGCCAAAGCCAGCGAAGUGUGUUUCAGGCCCUUGUAAAGAAGCUUAUGGGCACCCGAACGAGCAUCUAAUAUCUCACCCAAUCAUCAGAAACUGUCAAAGUCCUCCACAAAGUCUUUAUAGUGGAACUCAAUACACAGAGGCUCAGGACACCUUUGCCCCCGUGGAAAUUAGUGAAUGCACUAGCAGUUUUGAUAAAAAGUCGGCUGGAAGUACCAAAGUUAGAAACUCCCUUGACUUUAUAGAGAGUGGGAAGACCAGUGUCAGCAGAGGCAGCAGUGGCAGCAAUGUAAGUGAUGAGAGCAGCUCAAGUAGCUUUUGCAGUGCGGUAAAUAAACCCCACAAGGGAAACGAUACAAGAUGGGAUGCAAUUCAAGCCAUUCGAUCUCGGGAUGGAGCGCUGGGAUUGAACCAUUUCAGGCUCUUGAAAAGGUUAGGAUGUGGAGACAUAGGUAGUGUAUAUUUGUCAGAGUUGAGUCAGACCAGAAGUUAUUUUGCAAUGAAGGUAAUGGACAAAGCAGCUCUAGCAAGUCGAAAGAAGUUGUUGCGGGCUCAGACAGAGAGAGAGAUAUUGCAGUCUCUUGAUCAUCCCUUUCUGCCCACUUUAUAUACGCAUUUUGAGACAGAUAAGUUUUCUUGCUUGGUUAUGGAGUUCUGCCCUGGGGGAGACCUGCAUGCACUCCGGCAAAAACAACCUGGGAAGCAUUUCUCAGAGAACGCGGCAAGGUUCUAUGUGGCAGAGGUACUCCUUGCUAUGGAGUAUCUGCACAUGCUUGGAAUCAUCUACAGAGACCUUAAACCCGAGAAUGUUUUAGUUAGAGAUGAUGGCCAUAUAAUGCUUUCAGAUUUUGACCUCUCUUUAAGGUGUGCAGUUUGCCCAACUCUGGUGAAGUCCUCAAAUCCAGAUAUGCACUCGUCAAAGAAAAACUCGGGUGGAUACUACAUCCAGCCUGCUUGCGUCGAACCCACUUGUUUAAUUCAGCCAUCUUGCUUACAACCAACAUCAUGUUUCACACCACGCUUCUUAACAAGUAAACCCAAAAAAGAUAAGAAAACCAAGCCAAAGAACGAUCCAUACAAGCAAGUGAGCCCACUUCCAGAGCUCAUGGCCGAGCCUACCAGUGCUAGAUCAAUGUCCUUCGUUGGUACACAUGAGUACUUGGCGCCAGAAAUUAUUAAAGGUGAAGGCCAUGGAAGUGCUGUAGAUUGGUGGACCUUUGGAAUCUUUCUCUAUGAGCUUUUGUUUGGGAAGACUCCAUUUAAAGGGUCAGGAAAUCGAGCCACUUUGUUCAAUGUUGUUGGACAACCUUUAAAAUUUCCAGAGAAUCCAGCCGUGAGCUUUGCUGCUAGGGAUUUGAUCAGAGGUUUGCUUGUGAAAGAGCCUCAGCAUCGUCUUGCAUAUAGGCGUGGAGCCACCGAAAUUAAGCAACAUCCAUUCUUUCAAAGUGUGAAUUGGGCACUUAUUCGCUGCACCAAUCCUCCCGACGUGCCAAAGCCAUUCAUGGCAGAAUUACUACAGUCGGAGAUGUCAACAACACCAAAAACUGAUAAUGUGUCGAAGGUUGACGUUAAGCCUUCAGGUCAUUACUUAGAGAUUGAUUUCUUUUAAUUCGUUCUAGUUGUGAUUUUUCCACCUAGUUCACACCCUUCUGUGAGAUGUGCUUUAAUGGUUCUUUUUCCAUGGUACAAACAGAAAUUCUAGUCCAUCUAAAUUGCAGAUUAACUCGAUUUCCAUUCUUCUUUUUUCCUCCCUUGUUCAUUUCAAUUUUAUGUUUCAAAAUAGGCAUGUAAACACCAGUAAGAAAUGCAAAAAAGAAAAUGAAGAAUGAAGUUUGCUC